This is a messenger RNA of Entrophospora sp. SA101, 378 nucleotides long. The record is from the annotation of a GenBank genome assembly. NCBI's taxonomy places the organism in Eukaryota, Fungi, Glomeromycota, Glomeromycetes, Entrophosporales, Entrophosporaceae.
AUGUCUUUACAAAAUCUAAAGAAAACUCCAUUGAAUUCUAUCUUCAUUAAACAAAUUUCGGACAUUCCUGUUGAUAUAGAUCUAACUCCAGAUGCGAAAGUAUCAUCGUUUGAAUCUCAAAAAUUGAUCGGCGUGAAGAAUUCUUCACGCGCACAUGGCCAACCGGAAUCUGAUACAGAAACUAAAGUAUGCGAAGAAACUUUAUCAGAAGCCGAGAUAAGUAUUACAACCACUCCUUCUAUCUCAUCAUCUCAAAUCUCUAAUUUGGAAGAUAUAGUAAAUGUAUUUGAUGGCUUUUCAGAUUCUAACUCUGAUGGUAGUGAGGAUGAUGAUGAAGACGAUAAUGGCCAAAAUACUAGCAGUAAUAAGCCAAAUUGA